CAACGAUCUCUCCUCUCGCUGCCCCUGCGCAUCCUUGGCACGCCAGCUCCGCCGUCCUGCGCCUGCUCCUCGCACGCACACACGCCUCGCUCGCUUCCGAUCGGCCCGGCAGCGCGCCGCAGCCGCUUCCCCGCAUUGCUGCUCGCCUGCGCGUGCCUUCUGCUGCUCCUGCCCCUGGACGCAGUGCUGCUGCUGUCCCGUACCUGCGUCUGCCGCUGCGACGGCUCUUGCGCUUGGAGUGCUGCAUCUGCGUCUGUCGACGCCUCCGCCUCGUGCCUGCUGCCCUCCGCACAGGCCGCUCCCUCCGGCGUCGCUUCGGCCGCCUGGCCCGCCGCCUUCGCGCCGCACCGCGUCGCCUCUCGCCGCUCUUGCGCUCCCUGCUUCACCCCUCCAUUCUCCCUCAAGCGGCGGCGAUGAUGACCGAUCCGCGCUCCGGCCCCUACGCUGGCCCGUCCUUCUACUCGCCGCUGCACGGCCUCGCGCCGCCGCCGCCGCUGAUGCACCACGCGCUGCCGCCGCUCGCGGCGCCGCACCUCCCGCACAUGCACCACCGCAGCGCCUCGGCGCACCACGCCUCGCCGCCGGCGCCGGCGAGCACGCACGACGACGGCUCGCGCAAGCGCCCGCGCUCCACGGCCAACCACUCGCCGCCCGGCUCCUUCUCGGGCGACGACGGCGACGGCGGCAGCCCGCCGCGCGGCCGCAACGCCUCGGGCGGCGGCGGCGGCGGCGGCGCGCCCGGCAGCAGCACGGGCAAAGAGAGCAUGCGCACCGGCCUCUCCGUCAAGAGCCGCAUCCACCGGGCGUGCAACGCCUGCCGCAAGCAAAAGAUGCGCUGCGAGGGCCCCGUCAAUGCGCCGUGCAACCGCUGCGAGAGCAGCGGCCUGCCGUGCAUCUUCGAGAAGCCGGCGCGCGAGCCGGCGCCGUCGACGGUCGUCGUGGCCGCGCCGGCGAGCGAGGAGAGCAUGGCACGCCUGCGCGCGCUCGAGGGCAAGAUGGAGGGCCUCUCGAGCACGCUCGGCGAGCUCGUCGCCGUGCUGCGCGAGAGCAAGCAGCUGCCCGACCCGCACGGCCGAGCCUUGCCGCCAUCGGGACGCUGGGACGCGGCCGGCUCCGUCUCGUCGCCCGUCAGCCGCCUGGCGCCGUCGUACAGCUCACCGGGCACGGUGCUGCAUCCGCUUGCCUUCCCCGCACCACGCUCCUACAACGGCGAGUCGGCCGCGGCAUGGACCGGGCCAGUCGUCUCGGCGCCGCGAGCCGUGACGAACCCGAGCUUCUCGCCGACGUCACGACACCGCCAGGCCGUUGACAGCUCGCGCGGCUAUGGUGCGGCGCCCUCGCGGCCGUGGGAGGAGCCGUCGUCGUCGCGAGACGAGGGCGAGUCGUGGACCGCCUCGGCGCCGAAUCCGUCUCGCAUGCCGCCACCGCCGUCGGCGCGGCCACUGCGGGCCGGUGGUCGCCGCGACCGUGCCGGAGGCCGCGACGAGGACUACAACGACGAGGACCGCGCCUCUUACCUGCCUGCCGAGAGCUUCGGCGCGCCGAUUGCGGCACUGCGCGGCCUGGCCGACGCCGCCGAGCACCACGCCGCAACCGAGGAGGCGGCGUUUGCCAUCUCCAACAAGGCCAGCUCGACGUCGUCGCGUGCCGACGACGUGCUGAUGGACGAGCGAAGGCCGCUGGGUCAGCUCGGCAAGCGGCGGCGCGUAGAGGAGGCAGAGGAAAGGCUCGUCGACGUCGUCACGUCCGGCGCCGUCGAGGAGGAAGAGGCACGCCGGCUGUGGCGGACGUUCGGACGUGGCUGCGGCCGCUUCAUGUCGGUCUUCAACCACGAGGACAAGAAGUUCUUCGACGAAGAGGCCGACCUGUUUGGCAAGUACCGGCGCAAGUCGCCGUUCCUCUUCGACACGAUCCUGUACAUCGGCGCACGUGUCGACUCGGCUGGUGGACCGCCGAGCGCCUCGUUCCGGACCUGCCUCGCAGCCUCGCAGCGCCACGCCAGCGCCACGCUGCUCGGCCGGACCAAGUCCAACGAGGACGUGCAGGCAAUGCUGAUUCUCGCAUCCUACACCGACAGCCAGAACGGCUGGCUGCAGGUCGGCCACGCCUGCCGCAUGGCGCAGCAGCUCGGCCUGGACAAGGUCUUUCCGCGCCUCAUGGCCGCCGUCGGAGGCUCGGGCGAGGCGAAUCUGCCGCACGAACAGCUCGCCGAGAUGGCGAGCGGCAGCCGCAUCUGGUUCUUCUCCUUCCUGCUCGAGCACCAGCUCAGCUACGGCGCGGGCCGCGAGCCGAUGCUGACGCACCCGUGGGUGCGCAACGCCCGCAACUUUCUCUCGCUGCCUGCGCCGCUGUCGAUGCCCGUCGACGUCCGCAUCCUGGCCACGCUUGAGCUCAUGACGCUGCGCGAGCACCGGCUCAACACCAUGGCACCCUUCGACGCAACCAUAGACGGCGCGAUGCUGCGGCGUGUCAACGCGCUCGGCGCUGACCUGGACAGCUGGGAGCAGUACUGGUACGGCGAGCACCACGCCCGCGGCUUCGACGCCAACGGCUUCUUCCUCGAGAGCCUGCGUCUGCAGGGCGCCACGGCCCGCCUGUACCUCUGCUGCACCUGCCUGCGCGGCGUGCACCAGCCGGGCGACGCCGAGCGCAUGACGGAGGCGCAGCGUGAGAUCGCCCAGUCGACGGUGCGCGCCGCCGACCUCGUGCUCGACAUUGCCACGGGCAGCAGCGCCACGAGCGCGGAGUACUACGAGAAGCUGCGCUGGGCGCCCAUCUACACGCACGUCACCGCCACCUUCGCCUGUGUCUUCUUGCUCAAGUGCGUCGUGCUCUUCCCGAGCCUCGUCGACGCGCACAGCAUCUUUGCACGCGCCGAGAAGCUGGCGCUGCGCCUGCGCGAGACGGCUGCGGCCAAGUACGGAGACGUCAUCCUCCGCAUGCAGUGGCAGACGUGGAAGCGCAUCGCGGCGACGAGCCGCAAGCGCGGCCUGCGCCUCAUGUUCGGCGACAAGACGCCGCGGCAGGGCAGCUUCACGCCGGCCGACAUUGAGCGCGGCGGUAUGACCGACGCCGACUUCCAAGAGGUGCUGCGCCUGCUCGUGCGCGAGAGCAGCCCGACGGCGGGCGGCGAGACGCCGUCGUCGCCGUCGCGCGACACCUGGGGCACUGCCGGCUCGCCGGCCCGCCUGGCCAAGCGCACGUCGUACCAGGACGACAGUCACGCGACGCUGCACCUGCCGCCGUGGGCGCAGAGUGACUUUGCCCUGUCCCUCACGUCGUGGAACGAAGCGGAGGGCAACGGCGCAUCGGCACCCACCAGCGGCCUGCCGGGCCCGAGCGACCCUGGCAGCGCCACGCUCUUCCCGGGCGUCAGCGGCGACCUGCAGAGCCUCGGCCAUGCGCCGCAGCCGCUGCUCUCGGCGUCGGACCCCAGCUCCACCUUUGACAUCCUUGCUGCCCAGCUCGGCAUCACGAGCUUCUAUUAA
Tilletiopsis washingtonensis is the source of this 3488-nucleotide messenger RNA. RefSeq lists its product as hypothetical. The coding region runs from base 414 to 3488 and encodes 1024 amino acids. NCBI's taxonomy places the organism in Eukaryota, Fungi, Basidiomycota, Exobasidiomycetes, Entylomatales. Gene Ontology annotation, molecular function: transcription cis-regulatory region binding; DNA-binding transcription factor activity, RNA polymerase II-specific; zinc ion binding. The transcript is spliced from 7 exons. Gene Ontology annotation, biological process: regulation of DNA-templated transcription. Gene Ontology annotation, cellular component: nucleus. The record is from RefSeq and is a predicted model, not a curated record.